GAAACCGCGUCCCAGAACUCGUACCCGAUUCCCAAGCCGUUUCUGAGUCUCAACCCCCGCGGAGAUAGUAUAUAUAUAUAUAUAGUACAGGGGCCCCUCAUCACCCUCUCCGCUCCCGCUUUUGUUCUUUCCCCCGCGAUCCGAAAAAUCCGCCAGUGCCACAUACUUACCAUACGAGUGCAGAUAGAUCUCAAGAUCCCAUGAUUAUAAAACUGUUCACGUUCAGGUUCCUCGUUUCCCUGCGUACAGUACAAGUGUGUGCUUCCGGACCCUCUGAUUCUAGCUUCCCCUGCGGAUCUUCUCUUCUGUUUGUCGUUCGUGAGCACGGGACAACUCAAACCAGCUCCGAUGCUCCGCCAUUUGAGGCUCAAGGGAUCAGCCCAUGCCAUAAAGAACAUGCAAAAUGCAAUGCAAAUGCAUGGAUGCGGUAAUCGAUUGGAUAUGUCGCUGAAGGCUAUUUCUUGGGUAUCGUUGACCAUUUACAAAGCUAGCGGGGCUGCCACUAGUGUUGGGGGAAGAGUGAAAAUGGAGGGACCGGCCGGGCUUAUAAGCCGUGCGUCUUAAUGACCGCGCGCGCCGAACAUCAGCUUCGUCAUUUACAC
Cantharellus anzutake is the source of this 602-nucleotide messenger RNA. RefSeq lists its product as uncharacterized. The coding region runs from base 201 to 431 and encodes 76 amino acids. The record is from RefSeq and is a predicted model, not a curated record. The transcript has 3 exons. NCBI's taxonomy places the organism in Eukaryota, Fungi, Basidiomycota, Agaricomycetes, Cantharellales, Hydnaceae.